AUGUUUGCAACCCUUGAUAAUCGUUGCCUAAAAUACUUUUGGGGACGUUUAUGGAGCGAUACUCUUUUAUUUUUUUGCCAACGCUCUCAUGAUUUCGAAGCAAGUUCGAGAAAUCAAGCUUCGUGUAACAGCGACUCCACUCGUUUAUCGCUUACUCACUUCCUCGAUCGCAAACUGCACAACUCUUCAACAGUCCCUCAAACCGUUCCGGGGAAAUUGACGCCUUUUCAAUCACCGGCCAGUGAGCAAGAUGGAAGCGUCAAACUAACUGAAGAAGAGAGAAAGUCUGCAACUGCUGAUGAGAAGUUGAUUUUGGGAAUGUUCAAGCAAGAGGGCAAAUGUGACUUUGUUCCUCCGUUAGAUCUUGAUGAGUUAGGAAAUUCUGUGGCAGGUGAUGGUCAAGGAGCUAGGAAAAGGAAAAAUCCAUUUGAAGAAACGUUUUCAAAAUGA
Molecule: messenger RNA, 450 nt
Organism: Vicia faba (fava bean)
Lineage: Eukaryota; Viridiplantae; Streptophyta; Magnoliopsida; Fabales; Fabaceae
Source: the annotation of a GenBank genome assembly